Eucalyptus grandis is the source of this 883-nucleotide messenger RNA. RefSeq names its product adenylate kinase isoenzyme 6 homolog. Gene Ontology annotation, cellular component: nucleus; cytoplasm. Lineage: Eukaryota; Viridiplantae; Streptophyta; Magnoliopsida; Myrtales; Myrtaceae. The transcript has 3 exons. Bases 80 to 610 code for a protein of 176 amino acids. Gene Ontology annotation, molecular function: ATP hydrolysis activity; AMP kinase activity; ATP binding. The record is from RefSeq and is a predicted model, not a curated record.
GGAUUUUGAGCUAAACUCUCUCUCUCUUCUCUACUUUCGCAGUUUGCUAGAGAAGAAAGGUUGAAGGCGGUCGGGAGAUAUGGCGAAGGAUCGGGAGAGGAAGAGGCCCAACGUCCUCGUCACGGGCACGCCCGGAACGGGGAAGACGACGACGGCCACCGCCCUCGCCGACGCCACCCAGCUCCGCCACGUCGGCAUCGGCGACCUGGUCAAGGACAAAGGCCUGCACGACGGCUGGGACGACGAGCUUGAGUGCCAUGUCAUCAACGAGGACCUGGUAUGUGAUGAGCUCGAGGAUGCAAUGGAACAAGGCGGGAACAUUGUUGAUUACCAUGGGUGUGACUUCUUCCCUGAGCGAUGGUUUGAUCUCGUCGUUGUGCUUCAAACAGAAAACUCUAUCCUCUAUGAUCGCUUGAGUAAGAGAGGAUACACUGGGUCGAAGCUCUCAAACAAUGUAGAAUGUGAAAUAUUCCAAGUACUGUUGGAGGAGGCAAAAGAAAGCUACCCUCAAGACAUCGUUCUGGCAUUGAAGAGUGACACCGUGGACGACAUAGACAGGAAUGUGGCUUCCUUGACAGAGUGGGUUAGGCAGUGGCAUCCCACAUCCUGAUGCCAAUUUUAAGAAGCUUUCCUCUGUCCUCUGCUUCUGCGUUCUUUUUAACUUAUGAAUUUCAAGCGCAUUACUCUUUUUUUUUUGGCUCUUUUUCUUCCCCUUCAAAAUGUCAGUUGACGUAUCAAUUUUGGUGAACCGUGGCCGGUUAUGAUGACUGUGUUUGAAAGACAUGAGACCGAGGCUAAGAUAGUUCUGUAUUGUACUCAGACAGGUGGUUUGUCGGUUGUGAAAUCAGGCUGAAUGUGAGAUCAUUUUCUUUCAGCACUGCAA